This is a messenger RNA of Etheostoma cragini (Arkansas darter), 2072 nucleotides long. It is a transcript of the gene mfsd11, whose product is annotated as major facilitator superfamily domain containing 11. The record is from RefSeq and is a predicted model, not a curated record. The transcript has 14 exons. Bases 342 to 1709 code for a protein of 455 amino acids. Lineage: Eukaryota; Metazoa; Chordata; Actinopteri; Perciformes; Percidae.
AAAAGCCAGCUAACACUACAGUCAGCUGAUUGACUCACAUGACUGCCCUUUCUAGUUUUGGACCUGUUUACCGGUGAAAGUCUCCAUACAGCCAGUUUUACACGACGGGACGGGACCGUGAUGUCAAAGUUAGUUUAGAAACCGCUCGGAGACGAUGACUAGCUAGCUGAGGAUACGGGGACUUCCACAAAGAGCUAACUAUGUAUAUAUUCUACUAAUAACAACACUCCGAGGAGCAGCCAGACGGGUUAGCUAAGCAGCUUCAGUGCUGUUGAUGUGCCAUUCACGGCAGUAGAUUUCUUUGGUUUAUUGUCUCAAGGAAUUUGCAAAUAUCCAACAAAAUGAGUCCAGAAGGGAAGAGGCUGUUGAACAUCGUCGUACUAGGCUUCGGCUUUAUGUUUAUGUUCACUGCUUUUCAAACAUGUGGCAAUAUAGAGCAAACCGUUAUCAAGAGCUUCAAUAACACUGAGUUCCAUGGCAGCGGCUACACAAGCAUGGCCAUCAUCUAUGGAGUUUUCUCUGCAUCCAACCUGAUCGCCCCGUCAGUGGUGACCGUCAUUGGACCGCAGCUGUCAAUGUUUUUCAGUGGGCUGUUGUACAGCGGCUACAUAGCCAUGUUCAUUUACCCAUACACGUGGAGCUUCUAUACAGCGUCUGUGUUGGUUGGAAUAGGAGCGGCAGUCUUGUGGACAGCUCAGGGAAAUGUGCUGGCCAUCAACUCCACUGAUAACACCAUUGGAAGAAACAGUGGCAUAUUCUGGGCGUUGUUGCAGUUCAGCUUAUUCUUUGGAAAUCUAUACAUAUACUGUGCCUGGCAUGGACACGUUCACAUAACAGACAAGGACCGCCAGACGGUGUUCAUCUCUCUCACGGUUAUCAGUCUGGUGGGUUGCUUCCUCUUUUUUCUGAUCCGGAAGCCUGACCCUGAACCCGCUGCUCCCUCUGAGCAGUCGGAGUCGCUGCUGCAGGCUGAAUCGUCAGAGAGCGUUUCCACAGGCAGCUCUCCUGGCGUAAGCCUCUGCUCACAAGCUCUUGAUGCUUUUGUGAAAGCGUGUAAAAUGUUCGGCACCAAAGAGAUGCUGCUGCUGAGCCUUUCCAUAGCAUACACAGGCCUGGAACUCACGUUCUACAGCGGGGUGUAUGGGACGUGUAUCGGAGCUAUGACCCGCUUCGGCCAAGAUGCAAAGAGUUUGAUCGGCAUCUCUGGCAUCUGCAUCGGCGUAGGCGAGAUCCUAGGAGGGGGCGUGUUUGGGAUGCUGAACAAGUGCAACCAGUUUGGGAGGAACCCAGUGGUGCUGCUGGGGCUCAUCACUCACUAUGUCGCCUUUUAUCUGAUUUUCCUCAACAUUGCCAGCGACGCUCCUAUCGCACCGGAGCCAGGGACGGACCUGCAGGCCUACAUCACCCCCAGUGUCGGCGUGGCGUUGCUGUGCAGCUUCCUGCUCGGUUUUGGCGACAGCUGCUUCAACACGCAGCUCCUCAGCAUCAUCGGCUUCACCUUCCGCGACAACAGCGCCCCCGCCUUCGCCGUCUUCAAGUUCAUACAGUCCAUCAUGGCCGCUCUGGCCUUCUUCUACAGUAACUACCUGCUGCUGCACUGGCAGCUGCUCAUCCUGGUCCUGAUGGGCUUUCUGGGCUGCGUGACCUUCUUUUUGGCCGAGUGGAACGCUGAGUCCAGGAGGCGAGAAUCAGACUACGACAGCAUCUGAUGCUCGUAUGGGGAGGAUUAAGAGGGCACAGCUGGAGGUGCUUUGGUCCCUCCACAGCUGGAAGAAUCAACAAAGGGACGAUGCCGACGAUGACCUCAUCCCAGCCUCUGCAAACUAAAACUGACACUGUGGUAUGUAGAAUCCUUGCAGUGGCUGCAAAAACAUUAACAUCCAUCUUUACCUGUAAUUAAUUUCUAAAGGCAUGAGAAGGAACCGUGAGCAGCCAGAUAUACAGUACCUCAUUCUGGCUUUCUAUCUCGUUAUUUACUGGACAUACAUUUGAAAAUAAAUCCUAAAAAAAUUAAGAACAUACCUUACAAAGAUUGUACUGAGGCAUGAUAGAUAAAGAUGUGUUAAUAAAAA